Monodelphis domestica (gray short-tailed opossum) is the source of this 6422-nucleotide messenger RNA. RefSeq names its product fibroblast growth factor receptor 3 (gene FGFR3). Gene Ontology annotation, biological process: positive regulation of kinase activity; fibroblast growth factor receptor signaling pathway; multicellular organism development. Lineage: Eukaryota; Metazoa; Chordata; Mammalia; Didelphimorphia; Didelphidae. Gene Ontology annotation, molecular function: ATP binding; fibroblast growth factor binding; fibroblast growth factor receptor activity. The record is from RefSeq and is a predicted model, not a curated record. Gene Ontology annotation, cellular component: signaling receptor complex; plasma membrane.
GCGGGCCGUGGGCGGAGGCGGGGCGGGCGCGGCCGGCGCGCUGCUAAGUGGUUGGAGCCACCGCCGCUGCUGCUGCUGCAGGGGCUGCGCUGGAGAGCUGGCCCGGGCGCACUGUGUGUGCGGUGACGGCGGCGGCAGCUGGCGCCGCUCGGUCCCUUGCUCCCGAGAAGGAGGAGGAGGAGGAGGAGGAGGAGGAGGAGCCGUGCGCCCGGGAACCUUGGGCUGGGGAGCCGCCGCCGUCGGAGAGGGGCCCGGCGAGAGCGGAGUGGAGCCGAGGGCUCUGGAGCAGCAGCGGCUUCCAGCCCCUGAGGGACACGCACAAUCCAGCCGAGUCGAAGCCGGUGAAGCCCUAGCCGCAGCGGCAGAGCGCAAAGCCCUGUGGUCUUCCUCCGGGGAAGCAGAGCCGGGCGCCCCGGAGCAGUCCCAGUCCCAGGGCGGCAGAGCCGGGAGCUCCGGGGAGAGGCGAAGCCCAGCAUGCUGCCGGAGGAUGCCUGAGGCAGGCCGGCCUGCAAGCGGGCGGCUUCCCGGGCCCUCCCGGAGCCUACUCGGAGGAAUGGUGACCGCGGGCUGCGUCUUGGUCUUCUACCUGGCUGUGGCCGUGAAUGGUGCCGGUGCCGGCCCGGGUCCGGGGCUGGUCAUCUCUCACCUGGAGCCUCGCCCUGCCAGGAAAGCCACAGAGCAAUUGAGGCGUGAGCCCAGGACCCAGGAGGAGCUGGUCUUUUCAAGUGGGGAGAGCAUCGAGCUUGGAUGCGAGACUCAAGACUCACCCGUCCUCUCCUGGUUCAAGGACGGCACAGCAAUCUUCCCCACCAACAGGACCCACAUCGGGCCUGACCUGCUGAAGAUCAUCAAUGUAUCCUAUGAUGACUCUGGCGUCUACACCUGCCAGCAGAAGCACUCCAGUGAGGUUCUCUGCAACUUCACCAUUCGAGUGACAGAGUCCCCGUCUUCUGGUGAUGACGAAGACGAUGAGGAUGAAGGAGAAGACACAGGUGCCCCCUACUGGACUCGCCCUGAACGAAUGGAUAAAAAACUCCUGGCAGUCCCUGCAGCCAAUACUGUCCGCUUCCGGUGUCCAGCUGCCGGCAAUCCCACCCCAUCCAUCUACUGGCUGAAGAAUGGCCGAGAAUUCAAAGGAGAGCAUCGGAUUGGGGGCAUCAAGCUGAGACACCAGCAGUGGAGUCUGGUCAUGGAGAGUGUGGUGCCCUCAGACCGAGGGAACUAUACCUGCGUGGUGGAGAAUAAAUAUGGCAGCAUACAGCAGACCUACACGCUGGACGUCCUGGAGAGAUCCCCACACCGGCCCAUUCUGCAGGCCGGCCUCCCAGCCAAUCAGACCGUUGUUGUGGGGAGCAAUGUGGAAUUCCACUGUAAGGUGUACAGUGAUGCUCAGCCCCAUAUACAGUGGCUGAAACACGUGGAAGUAAAUGGCAGCAAGUAUGGCCCGGAUGGGACACCCUAUGUCACCGUCCUCAAGUCAUGGGUCAGCAGUGACGUUGAAGCAGACGCUAUCCUGAAUCUGUUCAAUGUAACAGAACAGGAUGAAGGAGAAUACCUUUGUAGAGCCAACAAUUUCGUAGGCAUAGCCGAAAAGCCCUUCUGGCUCCACAUUCGCAAAUUCAGACCAGCCGAAGCGAUGGUGGAAGAGGACGACUCGGGCAGCGUCUUCGCUGGCCUCCUCAGCUAUGGGCUUGGCUUUUGUCUCUUCAUUGUGGUGGUGGCAGUGGCCGUCGCCAUAUGUCGGCUGAAGAUGCCCUCCAAGAAGGCCAUCAACACCCCCACUGUUCAGAAGGUGUCCAAGUUCCCACUCAAGCGACAGCAGGUGUCCCUGGAGUCGAACUCGUCCAUGAAUUCCAACACCCCGCUGGUGAGAAUCGCCCGCCUCUCCUCCAGCGAGGGGCCCAUGCUGGCCAACGUGUCCGAGCUCGAGCUCCCCGCCGAUCCCAAGUGGGAGCUGUGCCGAUCUCGGCUUACCCUGGGAAAACCUCUUGGUGAAGGCUGUUUUGGCCAAGUGGUAAUGGCAGAAGCCAUUGGCAUCGACAAAGACAAGCCCAACAAACCCGUGACCGUUGCCGUGAAGAUGCUGAAAGAUGAUGCCACAGACAAGGACCUGUCCGACUUGGUCUCUGAAAUGGAAAUGAUGAAGAUGAUUGGAAAACACAAAAACAUCAUUAACUUGUUGGGAGCCUGCACCCAGGAUGGUCCCCUCUACGUCCUCGUGGAAUAUGCAUCCAAGGGGAAUCUUCGUGAGUAUCUGCGGGCCCGGAGACCUCCAGGGAUGGAUUACUCCUUCGAUACCUGCAAGCUCCCAGAAGAACAACUGACCUUCAAGGACCUGGUGUCCUGUGCCUACCAGGUGGCCCGGGGCAUGGAGUACUUGGCAUCCCAGAAGUGCAUUCACAGGGACCUGGCUGCUCGAAAUGUGCUAGUAACAGAAGACAGCGUGAUGAAGAUUGCAGACUUUGGCCUGGCCAGAGACGUGCACAACAUUGACUACUACAAGAAAACAACCAAUGGGCGGCUGCCUGUGAAGUGGAUGGCUCCAGAAGCCUUGUUUGACCGGGUGUACACUCACCAGAGUGAUGUCUGGUCUUUUGGCGUCCUGCUUUGGGAGAUCUUUACCCUAGGAGGCUCCCCCUACCCUGGGAUUCCCGUAGAGGAGCUCUUCAAGUUGUUAAAAGAGGGCCAUCGAAUGGACAAACCUGCCAACUGCACCCAUGAUCUAUACAUGAUCAUGCGUGAGUGCUGGCAUGCAGUCCCGUCCCAGCGACCCACCUUCAAGCAGCUCGUGGAAGACUUGGACCGGGUUCUCACCGUCACAUCAACAGAUGAGUACCUGGACCUGUCUGUCCCCUUUGAACAAUACUCCCCCACCUGCCAGGACAGCCACAGCACCUGCUCCUCCGGAGACGACUCAGUGUUUGCCCAUGACCUGCUGCCGGAGGAGCCCUGCCUCCCCAAGGCCCCAAAGUGUAACGGCGCCCUCAGGACGUGAUGGCCUCCCCCCACCUGGCCCCGGGGCCCGUGAGGAGCUGAGCUCGUCCAGAAUGGAGGCCUGGAAGCCUGGAACCGGAGGGGACAGACCGGCCAGGAGGAAGGGGGUCUGAGCCCAGGCUGAUGAGAGCCUCCUGGUCCGAUGAAACUUUGUUUUCCCCCUAAUCAUUUUUGCUGUAGAAAGAAGCCAAGAAGCACUGUAUGGCCUGAAGGAAGAAAAAAAUCUCUUGCCAAGAUGAUUCUAUAAUAGUAUAUAUAUAGAGAGAGAUUUUAUAUAUAUUAUAUAUAUAUAUUUUGGAAAAUAGAAUGUUCCGUCUAGCGGUUGUCAGCUCUCACCCCCCUCCCUGCUGAAGGAAAAGGAAUAGACGUGAAGUCGCCAUUCUGCGCUAUGAUGUGGAGAAGACUUUCUUGGAGGGUUCUGGGAUAGGGAGGUCUGUGGGGGGAAACGGGGAGAAGGCAGAGUGGUACAAUGGCCAGAGAACCCGGGUUCCAGUCCCAGCUCAUCUACUAGACUUGCUGAGCCAUCCUGGGCCAGUCACUACCUCUCUGGGUCCAUUUCCUCCACGGGAAGAUGAGGGUUGGACAAGGUGAUCUCCUGUGAUCUAGGGGAAGGUUGCAAGGAGGUGGAAGGAGAGGUGGUGUUGGGGUUGUCAGGGUUUUUAUUUUCUUUCCAUAACAAAUAGAGAUUGCUUUUAGGCAGUCUCCUCAGAACGAGCGAGCGGAUUCCAGGUCCCCUCGGGGGACUGAGUACAGAUUGGGUCCCACCUACUGGAUGGUGUCUUCAGUUAGAGAGAAAGCAUUAUGGUCAAAGAUGGAGGUGCAAGAGAGGUUUUUGAUCUUGAAGGAACAGUCUCAGGUUCAGGGGGGCCGCUGGCCACAAGGCUUACAGCCUUCUCCCAAUUAAUAAAAAGUCUGGGCCAUGUAGAAGUGGCAGGGAUGAGUGGCCUUACCUGAGCAAUGGCUCUCCCACUGAGGUUGGGAGGCAACCAGAGACUUCAGUUCUUCCCACUCCAAGCUCCCAUUCUGGUCAUGUUCAGGACAAAGAGGGAGGCCCAAGCAGGAAACAUGCCAGGCCUUGGAAGGGGAGUAAGGAGGUCUCCAGAGCUGGGACGGGGGGCCCUACAAAAAGGGUUUGGGGUUGGAGUAAGUGUCAGGACAGUGUUGAAGUGGAGUAAGGACCAAGCGCCAUAUUUGUUUGGUGGGUAGAGCCAAAGCCAAGAAUGGUCGGAUAGUAUCCCAGAAGCAUGGAGGGACGAGAAAAAUCUGAUUCCAAAGCCAGCUCUAACAUUUACCAUAGAUGUGAUCUUGAGCCUGUCCUAGGCCUUGGUUUCCUCCUCUGUAAAAUGGUGGCGUAGCCAUCUCUCGGAGGACAUUCUGACCCUAAAUCCCAUGAUCCCUCUAAGUCAUUUUCUCUUUCUAGGCCUUCUUUUCUGUUCAGGGUUGCUUUGGGGGGAAACUAGGAUUCCUGCCUCAGGAGUGUGACUGACUGGUUGGUUGGUUGGCUGGUUUGGAGCGGGAGCCUCUUGUCUUCUGUCUUAAGAAGAAGCAUCAAAGAUGUCGGCUCUUCCCAUCUCCUUCCCCCAUGCCAUGGAGAUUUGCAAUUACGGGUACCUGAAGGCAGGAGCUUUUAACUUAUAUCAAAAAAGGUUUAUUCCAGAGAAUUGUGUAUAUACAUAUAAAUAGAUGCUCUGUGUGGGUGCGUGUGUGUGUGUGUGCGUGUAUAUGUAUGUGUGUAUGUAUAUAUAUAUAUAUAUAAAAUAUAUAUAUGGAGAGUGUACAAUAAUGAUCCAACUUAAGCAAGAUGUAUGGAAGGCCCUCAGAAGUAAAGAAUCUUAAUAUCAAAUACCAGACCUUUGGGGAAAAGAAACAACAAAGAGGAGAAAAAAGGAAAAAAAUAAAUAAUGUUUUGGGGUUCUGGGGGGUGAUUUUUGUUGUGUUUUUUUUGUUCUAUAUUGUCACAGUUUUGUUUUAAAAAUUGUAUUUUAACCUGUAUAUUUGUAAAGUUAUUUAUAGCCUGCUGAAGGGACCCCGUCUGCUUUGUUUGAAAUAGCGUAGCGUUGCUGUCGACCUAAUUUCCCAGAGUUUUAAAAGUCUUAACUUAUUAACAGCUGCGAAAGUAAGCGUAUGCCUUUGUUUCCAUGUUUACGGAAACCAUCGAGCGAAUGUAUUGCGUGCACAGCCCCGAACAGAUGUCACGAGAUCGUUGGUGUUGUUAGGGUUCAGAUUCUAGCUUUUCUCUGGAUUGCAGUGAGGUGUUUUCGGUUUAUUUUUGCAACAAGGCCAUGAAGCAAGAGCCCCCAGCGCCGGCCUUCCCUCUGGAAGGAGGCUGUGGCCUGGAUUUUGUUUGAGGAAACGGAGGCUGGCAGGGAUUCUGAUGUGCCGGGGCUUGGGCCGCUCCAUUCUCCAUUCCAUCUCUUUGGGUGUGGGAAGGGCAUGAAGCCUUUUUCCAGAUGAAGGGAUUCAUUUUUGUUGGCUUUGGGGCACCCUCAGGAAAGCCUAAAGCACAUUGGCUUCCCUCCCAGCAUGUCCCUGGGGGAGGUGGCCCCCCAAACUUCCUACUCAAGAGGAGACAGAUCAGUCAAUGAGUGUUGGGAACCUGCCCUUUCCCCCCCCCCCUUUUUUUUGUCGUUUUCUCAAAGCUCUCUGGAUGAUACAAGAGGCAUUUCUGAGCAUGUCCUAUAAUUUCCUCACCACCCAACCAGUUCCUUCCUGAUGAAGCCAAGGAAACAGGGUCCUGGUCUAUGACUAUGGGCUCUCUCCCUGCUUUAUUCAGAAUUUUCUGGAAACUAAAAAAUUUUUUAAAUGAUAAUAACUUAUACCUUUGAGAGGAUGCCAGCAAGCAGUUUUUCUUUCUUUCUUUUUUUUUUUAAAUAUGGGGUCUGUUUUGCAGAGAAAGUAGCUUUCAAUAGAGGGGACUUUUUGGUUGUAUUUUGUUGGGGAACUUUAAAUGAGGAAAAAAAACAAAAACAAAUGGGUAUUUUCCUACAAAUGUCUUCCAAUCACGUACAUUCCGCAGAUGGACAGAGUGUGACGUCCAGCCCCGGAGGAGAAUGUACAAUCGUGCGCAUGGUUUCAAAUGUUAUUAGAUAUUAUAAAUAUAUAUAUAUAAUUUAUUGAGUUUUUACAAGAUUGUAUUUGUUACUGUAGACUUAACAUUUCUUAUGCAAUGCUUAUAUAGUUUUAUAGCCGGGACCGUUACCUUUAAAAAGCUUGGGAACACGUGCCGUAAAUCAGUUUCUACACUGUUAUACAGUUGGCAGAUUCAGGAUGGCCUACUCUCUGUCGGCAAUUCCAAGUUUAUUUUAGACACGCAGCGCCCAUCAGCGAUGGCUGUUGAGGCAUCGGAACCCUAAACACAUCAGAUUCUGUUUUUCUCAACCUGGCAAACUUUUAACUUUUACCAAAAAAUAAAAUGAAAUAAAAAUCGG